AUGAUAGCAGAGACAGAAAGAUCAAAUGAGGAUGUUUACCCCAUCCCCCAGGAUUCAGAAGACAUGAACAUGUUUCAAAAGGGCACUGAGACAACCAGUGAAAAGGAGAAGUCCUCUGGUGAGAAUGAUGGACAGAAGAAAAUUCAAGAGGACUUUCAAAUUGACAUGGAUGCACCAGAGACAGAACGUGCAGCGGUGGCAAUACAAUCUCAGUUCAGAAAAUUCCAGAAGAAAAAGGCAGGGUCCCAGUCUUAG
Gracilinanus agilis (Agile Gracile Mouse Opossum) is the source of this 255-nucleotide messenger RNA. RefSeq names its product Purkinje cell protein 4 (gene PCP4). Gene Ontology annotation, molecular function: calcium ion binding; calmodulin binding. Gene Ontology annotation, cellular component: cytoplasm. The transcript is spliced from 3 exons. Lineage: Eukaryota; Metazoa; Chordata; Mammalia; Didelphimorphia; Didelphidae. Bases 1 to 255 code for a protein of 84 amino acids. The record is from RefSeq and is a predicted model, not a curated record.